GAGUUGAGCAUUCGCUUUUUGUUCAAGUCUCUAAACUGAAUCGUGUGCGGAAAAAUAAAUAGAAAAGAGCUUGUUCUUAUUGAGUUCUGGUCACUUUAACCACGAGAGACGAACAAGUCAAAAGUGAAGAAAGACAAAAGUGAAAUUAAAAACAUGGCCACUUUUGACACGACGGCACUCUUACAAUCUCUUCCACCAUCAGACGAAGCUAUUAUCGGCGGUAAUGCAUACACAGUCGCCGGUGAACGUAGCACCAUUUUAACGAUCAUCGGCAAGUAUGGAUCAGAAAUCAUUGGAGGGUUUCAUAAAACAAUUGACGUGGAUGGGGAGAUGGCAGCUGAAUCUACUACAGGGAUCUGUUACAUUCGAACGCCUGAAACAAAAUUCAAAAAGGAUCAGAUGCUGGAGAAAUUCCGUCAAGAAAACAUUUUAGUUUGGCGAGAAAAAGAAGUCAAACAAUCAACAAAUGGAUAUGAAUUAGAUCUGGCAAUUGAAGAGCAUUUACAAUUUGUAAUAGCCAAUAAAGAUAGAAUUAAAUUUUUAAGGUCUCCGGAAAUCGAGAACAAUAGCGAGGAAUCAAACAAUUCAGCGAGAAUUUCAUAUGUACUCCCUAAAAGAUGUUAUUGCAUGCCCGAUGGUAAUCGAGUCGGCACACCCAACAAGUGUAAGAUGGGCGUCAAAAUCGACACUGUAAAUACUAAUAAGAAAAACAACAGACAGAUUAGUAGGGAUGAUUUAGAAAUAAUCAUCAGGAAUCACCACGAAGAACGUCAACCCGAGGCUUAAACCGAAACCAGAAUCAAAGGAAAUAAAAACAGAAAAAAAAAUAAAACAACAAGAAGGAAUCUACAUAUAUUCGCAUAUAAUUUACACACGUCGUCUUUUUGGUUUCAAGAGCGACUAUUAUAUUAAUUUUUAAUUUUUUAAAAAUAUAUAUCUCAUCAAUUGAUUUAUCCUCAUUGCUGGUACCAUAAUAACCUGCAAGAGCUGAAUUUAAUUAUAACAUAUAUACUUACACGAGCUUUUAUUUUAAGCCAAUACAAUAUGAUUUUUAAUCCGGAAAUAAU
This is a messenger RNA of Daphnia pulex (common water flea), 1067 nucleotides long. RefSeq lists its product as uncharacterized. Bases 154 to 786 code for a protein of 210 amino acids. NCBI's taxonomy places the organism in Eukaryota, Metazoa, Arthropoda, Branchiopoda, Diplostraca, Daphniidae. The record is from RefSeq and is a predicted model, not a curated record. The transcript is spliced from 2 exons.